Messenger RNA from Arabidopsis thaliana (thale cress), 4712 nucleotides. RefSeq names its product COP1-interacting protein 7 (gene CIP7). Gene Ontology annotation, cellular component: nucleus. The record is from RefSeq and is marked reviewed. Lineage: Eukaryota; Viridiplantae; Streptophyta; Magnoliopsida; Brassicales; Brassicaceae. The transcript has 9 exons. Bases 811 to 3987 code for a protein of 1058 amino acids.
UUAUUAAGAACUUCAAGCACUUAUCUUGUGCAAUAAGGUCGUCGCCCCAUUCUCAACCUCACAUGGUUAGUUAUGAAAUCAUUUGUGUAUUUCGAUUGUCUCCCCUCCAAGCUAAGAUAAAUCAUAAUUACUAAACAUCAUAAAACCUCACACUGCUAUCUUUGCAGUAUAUUCUACUAUUAUCUUUAUCUUGAGUAACUGUUACUAUCAUUUGUCUCUCUUCGUACCCAAGUUUUGACAUGUGACAUGUCAACUAACACUUUCACUUCCAACAAAACACUUGUUUAUUCAAAUUCAUACUAUACACUUCUCAUAUAAUUUACGAACAUUUUCUGUUGUCGUAUAAAAUAUUUCUAUACAAUUUAUGCUGUUUUCUUAUUCUCAGUUUCUCACCAUACAAUACUAACAGUAAUAGAAUAUGUGUCUAUCGGUGAAGUGGGUGUGUCGGCGUACAUAACGAAGGGACCAAAUUGAUCAUUUAUUAAAUAUUUAAUCAAAAGAAGAAAAACAAAAAGAAUCAAAAACCUCCAUGAAAUAAAAUAAAAUCCUCUCUCUUCUUCUUCAUGUGAAUGUCUGAGUUUCAAUGCAUGUGCUCGCUCUUGGAUCUCAAUCGUUCUUCUACAGCUUUUUCUUCACUCUCUUCUCUAUCCCUUAGCUGUCACGAAACAUUCUCUUUCACUCUUCCCUUCUCUCUCCCCAAAAUAAAUCAGAAACCUAUCAACAUUCUUCAACAGCCACAAGUAAAAUUUAUAGACAUUUCUGUCUGAAGAAGAAAAAGAUUGAAUUUUUUUGCUUGUUGUGGGUUCUUUAAUGGAUCCAAGAACAAGACUUGACUAUGCUCUGUUUCAGCUCACACCAACUAGAACAAGAUGUGAUCUUGUGAUAUUCUCUGGUGGUGAGAAUGAGAAACUUGCUUCUGGGAUUUUUCAACCUUUCGUUACGCAUCUCAAGAGCGUUAGUGAUCAGAUUUCUAAAGGUGGAUACUCCGUUACUCUCCGUCCUUCCUCCGUUGGUGUUCCUUGGUUUACUAAAGUGACCCUUCAGAGAUUUGUGCGAUUUGUGACUACUCCGGAGGUUCUUGAGAGGUCUGUAACAUUAGAGAAGGAGAUUGAGCAGAUCGAGGAUUCGAUUCAAGCUAAUGCAGCCGCCAUUGCCGGUGAAGCUGAAGGAAACGAGUUGGGUGGUACAUGGACUUCUCAAAAGUCUACGGCUUUAUCAAAGACGAAAGGGGAAACUGAUGGAGACACUGUGGAAGAAAAUUCGAAGGUUGGUCUUCAGCGUGUUCUGGAGAACCGUAAAGCGGCUUUGUGCAAAGAGCAAGCGAUGGCUUAUGCUCGAGCUUUGGUUGUUGGGUUUGAACUUGACUACAUGGAUGACCUCUUUUCGUUUGCUGAUGCUUUCGGAGCUUCGCGGUUAAGGGAAGCGUGUGUUAACUUUGUGGACUUGUGCAAGAGAAAGAACGAGGAUAGAAUGUGGGUGGACCAAAUCACUGCUAUGCAAGCAUUUCCUAGGCCUGAAUUAACGUUCAUGGGUGACUCUGGGAUCGUACUCGCUGGUGAAGAGAAUGAUUUGUUGAAUGCUACAAACGUAAAGCAUGGAAACUCUAUGGAUGCCUCGAGCCAGGGUAGCUUUGAGACUGGCCAAGAAGGGAGAGCUCAAAUGGCAAUGCCGUGGCCAAACCAGUUUCCUCAGUACAUGCAGAACUUUCAAGGACAUGGGUAUCCGCCUCCUUAUAUGUUUCCGGGGAUGCAAGGUCAAUCACCAUAUUUCCAUGGGAAUAUGCAAUGGCCUGUAAACAUGGGAGAUGUGGAGUCAAAUGAGAAGUCUUCCAAGAAGAAAAAGAAGAAGAAGAAGAAUAAGAAGAAGUCGAAGCAAGAUGAAUCUGCCGAGCCAAGCGAUAAUUCCAGUACUGAGACCGAAUCAGAAGACGGAAAUGAAGGAAAGAAACAAUCCAGGAAAGUGGUUAUCCGCAACAUAAAUUAUAUAACUUCAAAGAGGAAUGGAGCGAAGGAGAGUGAUUCAGAUGAGUCUGGAGAAGAAGAAGGGUUUGUGGAUGGAGAUUCUAUUAAGCAGCAAGUAGAAGAAGCCAUUGGCUCAGUGGAGAGACGUCAUAAAUCGACUUCACACCGUCAGAGGAAACACAAAAGUCACAACGGUGAUGAUGAUUCAAGUAACAAGGAAACUAAGGGGAAUGAUAAUUGGGAUGCCUUCCAGAAUCUUCUUUUGAAAGACAAUGAUUCAGAGCCAGAAGAAUUACUACGUAUAUCAUCAACUGCGUUAAAUAUGGCGUCUGAAGUUGUGAGAAAGAGAGAACCGCCUUCUGAUGAUUCAUUCUUGGUUGCAAUUGGAAAUGAGGAUUGGGGAAGAGAAACCAGCAUUGAGAAAUUCAAUGCAGGUGAGAAUGUUCGGAUAAUAAGGAAAGGGAACAACUAUGACGAGGAGAUGUUGAAUCCGGGUAGAAGCGAUGAAUCAAGAAGCUAUUCGCAGGCAGAGAUGUCGGUUCAUGAUGGGAAGCUCAGAACCAGAAAUGAGGCGGAAGAAGACUGGUUCAUACGUAACCAAGCUGGUCCAGAAACAGAUCCAAGUCUUGUCAAAACAUUUGUAGGAGACCAUUUCCACUUAAAUAAGAGCAGUGAGAGAGAUGUCCUGACCGAUGACUCUUUCAUGAUCCAUUCUCGUGUUGAGAACCAAGUAGAAGAUUCUCGGUUAAGGACAGAAAUCAUGGACUUAGACGUUUACGGAACCACCCAACAAGAAAACAGUGCCCCGGAGAACACUCCGCAUGAACCAGAUGACCUAUACAUGGUUCUUGGACGGGAACAAGAUGUUAAACCUACAUUGUUACCAUGGACCCCUGAAAUUGACUUUGAGACUAACACUUUGGCUCAAAGAACAAGCAGAAUCGAUUUGAUAACUGCCACAAAGGCCUCUGCAGGUGAACAAACCUUAGAUGGUAAAGAAAAGAAGAGUCGUGGUAUCUCCAAGGGGAAGGAUGCAAAGUCAAGAGCAUCAAGUAGACCUGACCCGGCGUCAAAAGCCAAGAGACCUGCUUGGGGAAGUAGAGCUGCUGUCUCCAAGUCCAAAUCCGAGAUGGAGGAAGAGAGAAAGAAGAGAAUGGAGGAACUUUUAAUUCAGAGGCAAAAGAGAAUUGCGGAGAAGAGUUCCGGUGGUAGUGUAUCAAGUUCUUUAGCGUCCAAGAAAACUCCUACUGUGACCAAGUCAGUGAAGAGCUCGAUAAAGAAUGAGAAGACUCCUGAAGCCGCGCAGUCAAAGGCUAAGCCAGUACUGAGAAGUUCCACCAUUGAGCGCCUUGCUGUUGCUCGGACCGCUCCAAAGGAGCCACAGCAAAAACCAGUAAUCAAAAGAACAUCAAAACCUUCAGGAUACAAGACAGAGAAAGCUCAGGAAAAGAAAUCGAGUAAAAUAGGUCAAUCAGAUGCGAAAAGUGUGGAACUUUCUCGUGACCCGAGUCUCGAAAUCAAGGAAACGGUGGUGGAAGAUUCACAUUCUUACUUGUCAGAGAAGCAAGUUGAUGCACUUCCUGCUGUUGCUUCUGUUGAUGAUUUCAAAGACAUUAAAGAAUUGCAUAGCUUGCCAUCAGAAGAAACGGCCAGAGUAAAGAACAGACCGAAUGAAAUCAUAGCAGAGAAAGUACAAGAUCAGACGAAGAUCGAUGAUCAGGAAACAGUGAAGAAUACAUCUGUUUCUGAAGAUAAGCAAAUCACCACGAAGCAUUACUCAGAGGAUGUUGGAGAAGUCCAGGCUUCACAGGAAAAACCGGUGUCUCCAAAGAAGUCGGUGACUUUUUCAGAGACAAACAUGGAGGAGAAGUAUUAUUUCUCACCAGCGGUCUCAGAGAUUGACAUCUCAACGCCACCUGCUACUGAAGCAGAUCAUUCGAGGAAGAAAUGGAACAGUGAAGAGACGUCUCCCAAGGCAACGGCUAAAGUCUUCAGGAAGCUUCUUAUGUUCGGAAGGAAAAAGUAAAACCGACGUUGGAAUUCUUCUUCUCCGGCAUCAUCGAACCUUUGUUUUGAGACGACGUCAUGUUGAGUUCAGUUAAAAAGCCUCUCUUAUUCUUUAAAUUUUUCCUUGUGUGAUAUUAAAUACUGUUUUUCAUUUUAUUGUUGUUAUCAGUUUGAUUUGUCUGUUUAUAUUACAUUUGUUGAUGUGUUGUUUAUAGCAUUGAAAGUGGGCAUUUGAGUGUGUAUAAAAAAUUGGUUUGGUGAGUUGAAUAAUGUAAGAAUCUUUUGUAUUUUUCUAAUUAAACUGUUUAUGAUCAUUAGGAGAACAAUAUAUGGGGAUGUGUUGGAAUCAUGAAUCGUAGGUUAAAUCCUACAAGAGGAAAAGCUUCAGGAGACAGAGAAGAUGAAGAGAAGAGAAGAAAGGAAGAAGAAGAAGAAGUCGUGACAAAGAAAGUCAGCUAAUAGACAUAUCUCCGCUAUUUAAAGUCGAGUCUAAGCCUUUAUACACUUAAAGGUUGAGGGUUCGAACCCUUGUUAUGUCUUUUUGCCCUAAAAGAAAAAAACUUUCUCAUGAAAUUCCGUGAGAUGAUUCUUCCAUUCUAAGCAUUUGGUUCUGUUAGAUUGAUAAAGAAGUCUCCUACAGUACCAAGGCAAUGUGCCAUCCAUCUACAAUUUGUAUAACUAUAUCUUUUGGUAACAUGUUCCCAUCAAGUGGGAAUCUAAUUCCCCUGUUAUUCUUUUCACGUU